UAUAGUAAACAAAACUCAUCUUCUCUGUGUCUUCUUAUAAAAUUCGAUUCGAUCUGCCACGAGCAAACCCUAGCGCAAACUCCUAUAGAUUCCUCAGCGAGAAGAAAAUCUGCAACUCCGAGCUUGAUUUCACCAUCCCCUCUCUCUCUAUCUCCUCGCUGGGUAAGAUCUGUGGUGUUUUUUUGACUCUACAGCUCAUAUCGAUUGCUUUCUUGGCUGAGAAAUUAACGCUAAGGUUGAGUCUCGAUGUGGGACGCUAAUCAUUAGACUUUUGUUUUCAAAGUGAUGCUCGUCUUCUCUCCUCUGUCUAUGGCUUUUACUGUCAUCCUUCAAAAGCUUAGUGUCUUUGGUCCUGGUUUGAAUCCCUCCUUCCCUUACUGCAUCGCCAAUCACUCCCGUUAAGUCUGCCUCCUUCACUGUCUACACUCUUGAUAUUGCUUUAGACAUUCUUGAGUGUCAUGUAAAUCUCUGCUCUCUCAUAGCAUAAGUGUAUCUUGCUGAGUUAGUUCUUGAGGUAAGUCUUCUUUGACCUUCUACACCAAAACCCGCAUCUUACUUUCAAAGCUAGUUCUACUUUGCCUGAAGCUUAGACCCAAAGAAAUGAUCCAAGACCUGCCGGUUGCAUUCUCGCUCCGGCGUAACUCCUUUAGACGCCGAUCCCCAAGAUCAAACGUCGAUGACAGGGGAUGGACUCCGCUCCACAUCAAAGCCCGGAAAGGCGAUCUGAAAUCCGUCAAACAGCUGCUCGACCAAGGGUUCGACGUCAACGCUCUAGCGUGGGGACCCAAAUCAAAGGGAGUGACUCCGCUUCACCUUGCUGCCGAGGGAGGUCACAUUGAAGUCAUGGAUCUGCUCCUCGAGCGCGGGGCCAACAUCGAUGCCAGAACAUGGGGGUCAUGCGGGUGGACCCCUCUCCACGCUGCGGCCAAAGAGAGGAAGAGAGAAGCGGUGAAGUUUCUGGUGGAGAAUGGGGCGUUUCUGCCGGAUGACAUAAGUGAUACGAGAUUCAAUCCGCCGGUGCAUUACUGUCAUGGACUGGAGUGGGCGUACGAGGAGAUGGAGAAGCUUAAGAGCGAGUCUUCUUCUUCUUCAUCUGGUGGAGACACUUCUUGCAGUUCAGAGAACUGAUCUUUGUUGCUGUCUUUUUUGCUUUGAUAUUUCUCAAGAAACUUGUCAGAACUCUAUGGUUUGUGUUUGGUUUUGUAUCUUAUAUACAGUAUGUUAAAACUCCUACUGGUAUGCCUUGCAUAAUAAAUCUUGUGUCAUAAUAA
Molecule: messenger RNA, 1271 nt
Organism: Brassica napus (rape)
Lineage: Eukaryota; Viridiplantae; Streptophyta; Magnoliopsida; Brassicales; Brassicaceae
Product: phytochrome-interacting ankyrin-repeat protein 2
Exons: 2
Coding region: 601-1128 (175 amino acids)
Cellular component (GO): cytoplasm; nucleus
Molecular function (GO): protein binding
Source: RefSeq, a predicted model, not a curated record